UCCCGACCCGCUUUCCCUUCUCCUUCCUCGUCGCCUUCCUAUUUAUAUCUCCCCCACUAGAGCUCCAAAGGAACUCAAGCACACAGCUUAUCCCUAACACAUAGCUCUUACAACUACUUGGAGCUUCCUUAGCGAGCAGCAAAACCAAAGGGAAUUAAUACAACUUCAUUUCAUCAUCCAUGGCCAAGCAAAAGGUGGUGCUGAAGCUCUCCAUGGAAGAUGCCAAGAAGCGCUCAAAGGCCAUGCAAUGUGCCGUCGGAAUGCACGGUGUUUUGUCAGUGUCGCAUGAGGGGGACAAGAUGACCGUGGUGGGCGAAGGGAUUGACUCGGUGGCAUUGACGACGCUACUGCGAAAGAAGAUGGGAUAUGUCGAAUUGGAGUUGGUAGCUGCAGUUGAGGAGAAAAAGGAGAAGAAGGUGAAGGUGGAGGCAGAAGUAAAGAGCAAUAUCCAACCAGUGAUUUUGCCGCACGAUUAUUAUGGACGAUCUGUGGGUACCUUCACUCAACCGCUCUACUACCAUGCGGAUGUUACAGAGCCCAGUUAUGAUCAAGAUAGUUGUUCUAUCAUGUAAAAGCUAUUUCAUUUUUUUUUUUCCUGAUCGUCUCUGCUUUUCGCAAAGCUAUGGAUGUCUUGGUGAUUCAAGGUAUAGCGAGCAAAAAAAAUUUGUAAUUUAAGAAGGGCAAAGCUUUGUAAUCCGUUUAGUUAUAGAAAAAUUAAGAAGAAAACUUAUAUAUUAUUUAUAGCUACAUAAGAUUUUUCCCAAAUCAAAUAAGAAUGAGGUGCCCUGUUUAAUUC
This is a messenger RNA of Dendrobium catenatum, 796 nucleotides long. Its product is annotated as disease resistance protein Pik-1-like. Lineage: Eukaryota; Viridiplantae; Streptophyta; Magnoliopsida; Asparagales; Orchidaceae. The record is from RefSeq and is a predicted model, not a curated record. The transcript is spliced from 4 exons. The coding region runs from base 180 to 572 and encodes 130 amino acids.